Pseudophryne corroboree (corroboree frog) is the source of this 1319-nucleotide messenger RNA. It is a transcript of the gene REN, whose product is annotated as renin. Lineage: Eukaryota; Metazoa; Chordata; Amphibia; Anura; Myobatrachidae. Gene Ontology annotation, biological process: angiotensin maturation. The record is from RefSeq and is a predicted model, not a curated record. Bases 147 to 1253 code for a protein of 368 amino acids. Gene Ontology annotation, molecular function: aspartic-type endopeptidase activity. The transcript is spliced from 9 exons.
ACAUACACACAGUUUGGGGACCGGAUCAGGUGACCAUGGGGUUUCUGUUACCGGAGGGUCAGCAUUGCACCGCCGUCCGCAGAUGCCCGCCGUUCUGUUAUUUGAUGCACUACCAGAUGCCGUAACUAUAGGUCCCACUCCGGAAAAUGCCUUCAAUCCGUGAAACCCUUCAAGCAAUGAAGGUGAAAGUGGGCGAUGUUUUCCCAGAAUUAAAGCUGAAAGGAUUGUGGGAACAGAAUCCUAAUAAUGGAACAGCCCCUACAGUUCUCACCAACUAUCUGGAUACUCAGUAUUUUGGUGAGAUCAGUAUUGGGUCUCCACCGCAGACAUUCAUGGUUGUAUUCGAUACAGGAUCUGCCAACCUGUGGGUGCCAUCCCGUCACUGCUCCCCGCUUUACAGUGCAUGUGUGUCUCAUAACCAGUAUGACUCCUCUAAAUCUCACACCUACAUUGAGAAUGGAACAGGCUUCUCAAUACAGUAUGAAUCUGGAAAAGUAAGAGGUUUUCUGAGCCAGGACGUUGUAGCUGUAGCGGGUAUUCCAGUCAUCCAGGUUUUUGCCGAGGCUACUGCACUCCCUGCAUUCCCCUUUAUCUUUGCCCGCUUUGAUGGUGUGCUAGGAAUGGGAUUCCCAGCACAAGCAAUUGAUGACAUCAUACCUGUCUUUGACCGGAUUCUGUCUGAGCAAGUCCUGCAGGAAGACGUAUUCUCAGUGUAUUACAGCCGGGAUUCACAACUAAAUCCUGGAGGUGAGAUUAUCUUUGGUGGCUCAGAUCCUUCCUAUUAUUCGGGCAGCUUUCAAUAUCUCAGUCUUAAGAAGCAAGGGCACUGGCAUAUUAACAUGAAGGGGGUGUCAGUUGGUGCAGAACUCCUAUUCUGCAAAGAGGGGUGUACAGUGGCAAUAGACACAGGAGCAGCAUACAUUACUGGACCUGCUGGGUCAGUAUCUGUCCUCAUGAAAGCUGUUGGUGCAACACAGCUCCCUGAAGGAGAGUACACUGUGGAUUGUGAUCAAAUUUCCCAGCUUCCUGGCAUCACAUUUCAUAUGGGAGGACAUGAGUAUACCCUGCGAGGACCAGCAUACACCUUGCGGCAAUCACAUUUUGGAGAAGAAGUGUGUUAUGUUGCUUUCUCUGGUCUGGACAUUCCUCCCCCCACAGGACCUAUAUGGAUUUUGGGCGCUACAUUCAUAGGAGAGUAUUACACCGAAUUUGACCGGCGCAAUAACCGUAUUGGAUUUGCUACGGCCCUUUGAUUGAAAUUGCCAAAAUUUACUAUGUAUCAUUUUUUUGCCUGACAGUAACACAAAUGUGGACUCCCU